Alternaria ethzedia is the source of this 1530-nucleotide messenger RNA. RefSeq lists its product as uncharacterized. Lineage: Eukaryota; Fungi; Ascomycota; Dothideomycetes; Pleosporales; Pleosporaceae. The record is from RefSeq and is a predicted model, not a curated record. Bases 1 to 1530 code for a protein of 509 amino acids. The transcript is spliced from 3 exons.
AUGCCCGCUCCAUGGCGCCGUGGAGUUUACGACAAGGUGGAUUAUGUUGUAGUGGAAAGAGACGGUGUUGAGAACGAGAUUGAGUUGGUGGAAGACGAGCCUACGCCCACGCUGAACCGACUAUCACGAGCAAGACGUCAGGAGCCAAGCCCUACAGAUGGAGACUACGACAGCGACUCUGACGACGAUGACUACCCCGAGAACCCGACCAUGACGCCUAUGACAACACCUUCGCUUAUGAUACCGUCCGGAAGUGCAGCAAUGUUGGUCACAAUGACUCUCAGUGGUCUGGAGCCAGAGGCUACGACACCUGCCUUGGCUGAGAGCGACCCCACGGAGACCAUCGUGAUUGCCAUGCCACCGCCCAGACCCCAUCAUGACCGUCCCAUCUCCCAGACGACUGAGCACCUGCUCAUAGCUGCUGGUUCAAUCGGUGCGACUAUCAUCAUUGUCAUGGUCGUUCUCGCCAUGUACACCAUGAAGAAACGAGGUCUUACAUUCAAGGACGUAAUUCAGCAAGGCAAGCAGCAGCUCCGUCGCGGACCCCCACCUCCACCACCAUCGAGAUACGGUCAGGAUAAGAAGCAGUUCGAUGAUGGAUACGCGUAUGGCAUGAACGACUCUUUCCGCGCGCCUCAACCGACAGUCGCACCUGUACGAUCUAGUUCGCUGUCUUCGCAGAAACGAUUGCGAGACCUCGAGCGAAGCGACAGCUUCAACCAGCCUCCGACUCGGGAUGGAAACAUGAGCUUCUACGAUGACACACCGUCGCGUGCAAACUCGCAUCGUCGAAAUGACAGUGCAACACCCUCAUCACCGCUUUUGCCCAUAGAGGGGCGACGGCAGAGUAACUCGACUCGCAACACCAGAUCUUUGGAUGGUGACGAAGAGUCGCUGCGAUACCCUGAACCUCAGGAGCAGACUAGAAACCUGCCUCCUCCUCCAUCUUUCCGUCAGUUCUUGUCGAACCGUCCUUCAAUCUCUCAACGACCCGGUUUCGGCGGUGCAUCCGCAGCAGCCGCAGCCGCCGGUGGUGGCAUGGCCAGCAGAUUCAGCUGGACAAACUCCCAAGCUCCUCAAACCCCGCAUGACCCCUCUCGCGACACUGCUACCCAGCCUCUUGGCCGUGAUAGCUUCAUGACAACGCGAUCUUCCGUUCCUCGUUUCCGCACUGUCGACUCCUGGGUGAACCAGCAAUCCAACCGCGUCGAGGAACAAAAGCUCAAGCAACAGUUCCGCAUGACACAGUCUACCACAUACUCUGAAGACGAGGUUCCCGAGAUGCCAGCUCUACCGUCCUCCGUUCCCAAGAACGCAAGCGGCAUAACCAGGCAACCGAGUGCUGCGGGUCUAAGCCGCAAUGGCAGCAAGAGCGGUCUAGUAGGAAGGGACAUCAAGCACCAGAGACACGAUACCCAGACGACGGCCCCAAUCUUCAAGGCACACCCAGGCACGGAAGUGCGCUUCAGCACACGCAGCGCUGUUCCUUCUGAGAUCUUGGAUAGGGGACGGGAUAAUGUCGCCCUAUGA